CGAACUGUGCACGUUGCGAUGCGACGUGGAAUACUCGUCUUCGUAUUGACGAUCGAUUUCCCGUCGAUAUCGAGACCGAUAUCACGGGUACUGUCCAUGAGCUGCGCGAUCAUCGAGUCGAGAGGCACGGAUGUUUAUCGGAAUAUCAACGGAGACACGUAUAAGAUAUAAGAGGGCCAGCGAACGCCAGUCAGUGUCGUGCUGGAAGUUGGUUUCGAUCGAACGCGAUCUUCAGGCCUGAUACACAUCGUUAGAGAUUCAAGAGCAGUCCAAGAACGGAGCAGACAUGCGGAUCUGGGUGUUAUUCACCGUUUUGCUCAUCGUCACGGUUCUCGCCUCUGAUGGGUUCGCGAAGAAACCUACCAAGGAAGUGGACUCGAGGGGCGGACACGAAAAGAAGAAGAGAGACGUAGCGUACUCGAAGGAAGGCACGGAGAAAGACGAAGAGAAGAGGAUGCAGUCGAAGAAGAGAAAGAGCAGCGUGUCCGAGGAAAAGAACGUAGAGAGCAAGGCUGAGAACGUUGAGAACGAGGAACCGAACAGAGAACAUAAGUCGAGGAGCAAGAAAUUGAAGGGAAAGGAAAACACCGAUCCCAAAGGAAGAUCCAAGCACGAUUCUGGGAAGGACAAAUCUAGGAAGAAGAACAAGUACUCCGUGGAGUCGCAAGAAGUUCAUGAGAAGAACUCGAGGAAGCUGAAGGACAAGAAAUUGAAGAACAGGAAGGUCGAAGAGCAAGGUAGUUUAGAGAACGAAAAUGUUAGCAAAUCCGAGAAAGCGUCGAAGGAAAAUAGGAAGGAGAAAUCUCAGAAAAAGGGAAAGAAGGUGAAGAAGGUUGAAGAGACGGAGGAGGAGAAGGUGGAGGAACCGAUAGAGGUAGAAGUGGAGGAGCCUAAGGAGAAAGAACGUUCGAAGAAGGACAAGAGGAAAGGUGAGCAGAGAAAAGAGGAAAAGAAUAGGAAGAAACGAGGAGUGCUGGAGGAAGAACAGGUAGAGGAGGAAGCAGAAGAUCCAGAUGCGCAGGAUGGAAAUGAAAAGACCACGAGCUGCGCUGCAGUGGAAGAAACGGAAAACCAAGAAGCGAGAGAAGAUUGCGAAGAUGGAUGUGACGAGGCGUGAUGUGUGAAUAUUUUUACUUGGAGUCAUCCUAGUAUGUCGUGUUCUAUCAUUCAUGGUUUAUCGAUAGGUUACUGAAAAUAUUGAAAUAAUUUUGCUCAGGUCAAUAGGGUUGGUCGGUAUCCGCUACGACCAAUGCGAUUCUCGAUAUCUCUCAUAUCUCGAUAGACGAUCGGCCAAUUACAAUAUUCCACGUUAUACGAAAUGUCGUUUAUUACAUCUCUGUCCACAUGUAAUCGUACAAACGUUAGGUUAUUU
Molecule: messenger RNA, 1372 nt
Organism: Eufriesea mexicana
Lineage: Eukaryota; Metazoa; Arthropoda; Insecta; Hymenoptera; Apidae
Product: ABC transporter F family member 4
Exons: 3
Coding region: 287-1117 (276 amino acids)
Source: RefSeq, a predicted model, not a curated record